AACAGCUGUUCGCAAUCAGCUGUUAAUAGUGAACGCGAAUAACAGAAUCGUAAUCAAACAGAAAAAUUAAAUGAAUUAUAGUAAUUAUAAAUUAUAAAAUACACUCAAAUAAAUAUUACAAAAAAUGUCAAAAUGUCGAAAUUGCCAAAAGCUGCCCUUAGUUUAAAACAGUUCAUGCUUCGCCAGGAGGUGCUGAAGCUGUACAGAGAAAUUUGGAGGACAACACGCCUGGUGCCGGAUCAGCAUAGCCGACGAGAGCUCAGGGAAUGGGCUCGUCAUGACUUCAAAGCCAAUCGCAAUCAGAAUGACGAGGUGGCCAUCAAGAUGCUGAUGCAGAGUGCGAGACGCAGCUUGACGGAGCUUCAGACCAGUCUACAGUUAAGUGGCACGAACGUUAACGACAUUUAAACACAAUAAUAAAUAAAUAAAGCUUAAAGAGAAAGACCUUUGAGGUGCUACAGCAAAGUCUGUGUCUAAGUG
Molecule: messenger RNA, 480 nt
Organism: Drosophila hydei
Lineage: Eukaryota; Metazoa; Arthropoda; Insecta; Diptera; Drosophilidae
Product: LYR motif-containing protein 2
Exons: 3
Coding region: 133-408 (91 amino acids)
Cellular component (GO): mitochondrion
Source: RefSeq, a predicted model, not a curated record